GCUUUGUUAAGCGUCCUCCCCAGUUCAGGUCGACGUUCUGGUUCCUACAACUACAUGAUCUGCAAAUUAUAAGGUGAAGGUUUUUAUGUCAAGUCGAAGUUUAAGUACACGGUUUUAGUUUCUUGGACGGCGAGGGUGACGCGACGUUGUACACCGUUUUCCUCGGACGGUUAGUUCUUGCACAUCAACGAACAGAAGUAGAAUCCGACUCUGUAUUUCUGCUCCUUGCUUUAGAUUUUGCAUCGAACGCGCUCUAGCAUCUGAUUUGUCAGGAGUCUCAGCUCUUCCACCAGGUACAGACUGCAACGAACCGUUGCAAUUCCAUCGGUCACAAUGAGGCUUCGAGCUACUGCCGUAAAGAGCAUCGCAGUCGGGGUAUAUUUGGGCCUCGGCGCCUCGAAGCAGGAUUUCGCUUCAGCACUACGGUCUCUUCCUUCAAGAAUUGAUGAUGCUAGAAGCGCCAGUGAUCUUCAUUUUCGCCAACAGACGCCAACACGUGAAAGGGGUGGAUCGAGACCAACUGCUCAGGCAAGUAGAAAGAAUCGAACCAGGUUUGUUGAUCAAGAAGAACAUAGCAGGCCCAGGAGCAGCACCGCCUCUAUUAAAGCGAGCGAUCCGACAACAGUUCCAGUUGCACAGUUGUCAUUGAAUUGUCACCAGCCUGCUGAGCAAGGUCCUCCUACUCCGGCUCCUCAGCAAUACGAAAACCAACAAUCUUCCCCGCCACCAGCAACAGCGCCGCAGGCCUAUUUCGCCCAUCCGCAAUACCCAGGCCAGCAGCCCAGCGGCUUUGUAAAUGCGUACGUCCCGGUACAGGUCGUGUUGUGUCCGUUUCUGGUACAUGGAGACGGCGUUAUUUCGCCUGCGGGAGGCUCUUUGUUCUGUCCAGUCCCGCGACGAGAUCACGACUACCCGCUGCAGGGAACGGGAAGCGGCAGUGGAGGUCCCCCGAGGUCGACGCCGAGCUCCAGCCGCUCGCGUCCGCACACCCCAAUUCUGGAUGCUUCUCAAGAGCAACCAGACCGGCGUGACAGCGAAAAAUUCUGGGAGCCUGCAGAGCUUCCACUGCGUCUUACUGAGCACGGGAAAAGGCUGCGCGACAAGGCAGAAAUGGCACGGAACCAUGAUAAUGAAUAUAAAGUUCGUGAGAAAAAUGAACUGGUGGAGCAAGAAGCUGAAAAAAUUACUAGGGCGAGGAGUCGUGCCUUGUUCGUGUCAGAUCGAACAGCAGCUGACCUUGAUCCUACGGACACACCCCGGACACAGGGUUUGUUGUUGCCGCAACAAAUCCUAGUAGCGCAAGGAAUUAACGCACUUUCCGAAACGGGCGACGCGGUGCGAUCGCCGUCGCCUUGGUUCCCGCGUAGUAUUGGCCAGAACUCGGACGAACAGCGUAACAAGCAGACCCUGCCAGUGGCUCGUAGUCGUGAUCCGGAUUGUUCGUCGCCACAACAAGAGCAGCAAAGCGGAGCUUCGUUAGCAACCGCGCAAGAUGCUUUUGCACAGCCUACGAGCAUCCAGCCGCCAUCGUUUCUUAAUGCAGACAGAGCAGCGAACGCGUUCCCGGCGCCCGUGGCACCGCUUGCGGUCAAUCGAAGUACGGAUGCAGAACUCCGGUUUCGCCGACCUCUAGUACCAAGCGACUUGCGUGUGCAGAACUUGGGUGUCAGCUUUCUGGAUAGCGAUGAUGAUGAUGAUGAGGGUCAAAACGACGCUGAAGAGCUGAAACUGCAUCGGGAUACUUAUCUGGCACAGGAGAAAAAGACUGCACGGGGGCGCAAGCGUCUGGUGCAAGGUCAACAUGCUGCGCCACCGCUGGGGGCCACGGGCUCCGCAGCCACUGAUAAGCGAAGAAGCUGAACAGUCAUGUAUGAAUAUGAAAAUGGAAAAAAUUAGAUUCGCCGCAGUGCGAUUACAGCGACGCGCCACGUUGCUAAAAUCUUAGUAGAGGAGAAAAUGCGACUUUCAUUUUGUUUCAUCCAGAGACGCGACACAUGGAAAUUGCAAUCAGAG
Molecule: messenger RNA, 2013 nt
Organism: Amoebophrya sp. A120
Lineage: Eukaryota; Dinophyceae; Syndiniales; Amoebophryaceae
Source: the annotation of a GenBank genome assembly